UAGAGAUACGUUAUAACCUUCACUCCCACCAGAGCCUCAUGGAGCGUUACGAGUCUCUGGGUCUGGUCGGGGAGGGCAGUUAUGGCACCGUGCUGAAGUGUCGUCACAGAGAGUCCGGCCGCCUCGUCGCCAUCAAGAAGUUCAUGGACUCUGACGAUGACAAGACAGUGAAGAAGAUCGCUCUGAGGGAAAUCAAGCUGCUGAGGCAACUGCGUCACGACAACCUGGUGAACCUUCUAGAAGUGUGGAAGCGCCGCCGUCGCUGGUAUCUGGUGUUCGAAUUUGUUGAGCGAACGCUCCUGGAUGACUUGGAGAAAAACCCGAACGGACUCGACCUGAACACCAGCCGUCAGUACCUGUACCAGAUCCUGAGGGCUGUAGCCUUCUGUCAUCAACAAAAUAUUAUACACCGUGACAUCAAACCAGAGAACAUACUUAUCUCUCAGGGAGACCUGAUCAAGCUGUGUGACUUUGGUUUUGCCCGGACAAUGACUACACCCACUGACGGGGGCGUCUACACUGACUAUGUGGCCACCCGUUGGUACAGAGCCCCUGAAUUGCUAGUGGGAGACACCAAGUAUGGCAAACCAGUUGAUGUGUGGGCCGUUGGUUGUCUGCUUUUAGAGAUGUUAACAGGUCAGCCUCUGUUUCCCGGAGACUCUGACCUUGAUCAAAUAUUCCACAUCGUCAGGUGCUUCGGUAAUCUGACAGCUCAUCACCAGGAGUUGUUCUACAGGAAUCCCGUUUUUUCUGGUGUCCGACUGCCCCAAUGUUCUGGCAGAGUCCCACUGGGGCAGCGCUUCCCUUUAAUUGCAACCAGUGCCCUGGAUAUUGCACAGAAUUGUCUCCAGAUGGAUCCAGAAAGCAGGGCUCACUGUUCAGAACUUCUUGAUCACCCUCUGUUCACUCAAGACUCUUUCAACAUCAGGUUUUUGGAUGAGUUGAAUGCUAAAAUCCAAAAAGACCACAGAGAAAACUCUACACUUCCUAUAAUAGGAAAAACCCAAAGACGGGAAAAGGAUGAAAUACAUGGCAAGAACCAAAGACGCAAAGACAAAAAACAGUCUGAAGACUCAGAGGAGAAAUUCAACAUGGAAAAGGAGGAAAGAGACAAAGGGGACAGAGAUGACAAGUUACCCAAAACAAAAGCCAAGCAACCUUCAAAGCCGAAACACAUUCACAACACCUCAGAACCUUUGAUGUCCACCAAACAAUCCAAAACAUCAGGUGCCAAGACUUUUGAUAAUGCAGCUAAGAUCACCAAAGUCGACCAUGGCCAAACUGCCAUGAGAAGUAAACUUGGAAAGGCCAUUGGUGUAGAAUUGAGAAAGGAACCUGAGAUUUGUAAACCAACUAAAACCCGUACGUCUGAUUCAUUGGAGGCUUCAAAGACUGCAACAGAUCUGAAUAACCAAGUAGAUACCAAACCUAAACAUGUGAAAGUUUCUUCUUUGGGGCCAAGAGACGGCCAUUUGAAACAAGUAGAAACCAAAACAACAAAUUCAACUAGCUUGCACUUCGGUUGCUCAAACAACAAUGUGUUAAGUGUGGCUGAUAAAAGUACAAUAGAGUCGCAGACGUCAUCCAAAUUGGAGUCAAGUCAAGACUUUCGGAAAAGCAAGAACAACUCAAACACAAGAGUACUCAAAUUGCCUAAAAGCUCAACUACUGAUCUUCCAACUAAGCGUUCUUCUCCAAAAUCUUCUUUGAAAGCAACCAUUUAUCGUACAGACACAGACUUAACCCAGAGAAAGGGUCAAAUUUCCAUUUCUGAAUACCCUGAAGGUCCUGAAACAGCCACAACUUGUAAAAUGUCAAACAGUGGCCAAGUACAGACAAACUUCAGUAUGAAAGUAGUGGAGGUCACUACCCGAAGUAUCCCUUCUGUCCCCAAGCCAUGCAAGACAACUACUUCUUCAAAUCAUCUGAUGGAUUGUUCAAACAUGGACACAGAGCAACGACUGACCUCUAAAUGUCCAAAAGUCCUACCUUCAGCCACAAAGCCAUCUAAGACCACUUCAAAGUCUGGCCCCAGAAUUGCAAAAGAAAACACAUCAUUGUCCAACAGUCCCUCAGAGAGUUUUACCUCAGAUCUUUCAGCACAGUCCUCCACAGUUUUCAUCGGAGGAAGUCUUCCUAAUGGUACCAUAUUACCCAAAGCAAACCUCCAAAUUGGCUCAUCCUUGGAUACUAAACCUUCAAAUGACACCCCAUGUCUACCCAACAAACCUUCGACUGAACUUCAAACAAACAAGGACCUUGGGGAAGUAUUGAUUGCAACCACAACUCAGCAGUACAGUUGUUACACGUCAAAAGAGGACAUCGAGGAAAACAAUGGACACUUUACAAGGAGCCCUGUGACCAAAACUGCUGAAAAACACAUUGAGACACUUGAUGUUUUAAGUGAGGAUUACCAGGAGAAUCCUGAAUAUGACGAGGCCCGUAGCAUCAACCAACAAGGCAGUUCUAAGUCAAACAUUACCAAAGAAUCCAGAUCAUCCUUUUCCUUGAAUGAAAUACCGAAAACCAAAACACCGUUGGCUACAAUUGUUCCAAAAACAUUUAAAGUUUCAGAUAAAGAGAACAGUGAGGAAUUAUCACUCUCUGCACCGAACAGCCCAUCGACCAAGUCUUUUAUAGACCAAAUCCCAAAGGUUGCUAGAAACCCACAUUUUGAGCAGACAGAACAUAAUGUAAAGUCCUUGAGACCCCUGCACUCCGAAUCUUUGAUCGGGGGAUCAAAAUCAAAGAUUGGGUCUUUUAGCAACCCCACCAAGUCGCCCACAACAAUGGCCCCAAAGACUCAAAUAAAUACGCCUCCAAGGAAUAAAAGAGGCAUCUCAGAAAGGAACGACCCAAUGAAUGCAUCCACAACCUCAGAAUCAACUUCACUCACCUCCACUGCAACUCCAGACCGAGAUGCUUCGACAGGGAUCUUCCACAACAUGUACACCAUAGAUGUUAACAAAUUCAAUUUCAAUGUUUCCCAUUCCUCUCCGCCUCCUCCACCACCUCCUCCCUCCUCCACUCCUCAACUCCUCCCUCCAUCCUCCACACCCCUCAUUCCCUCCACACCCCUCAUUCCCUCCAUCUCCAUUGUCAGUGCCCCCAACUCUGCCGCCAGCGAUCACUUUACCCUGGGGGCGGAUUUCCAUUCUGGGACCAACAACCUUAGGUACUGAACUUCUCACAAUGCAUUAGACUAGAGCACAGCACUAGAGCUAGAAAUUAAGAACUCUUGCCGGAUUGGCAAGAACCAAAAUGCUAGUAAGCCUUAGGGCUUUAGGCCUAUGGGCAAUAUUCAGAUCUCAAAGAUACUUAAUACCAUUUGUCUAAACAUUUUUAUGGUGCCAUUUUGGA
This is a messenger RNA of Labrus mixtus (cuckoo wrasse), 3360 nucleotides long. Its product is annotated as cyclin-dependent kinase-like 3. Gene Ontology annotation, molecular function: ATP binding; MAP kinase activity. NCBI's taxonomy places the organism in Eukaryota, Metazoa, Chordata, Actinopteri, Labriformes, Labridae. The transcript has 7 exons. Gene Ontology annotation, biological process: intracellular signal transduction; protein phosphorylation. The record is from RefSeq and is a predicted model, not a curated record. Gene Ontology annotation, cellular component: nucleus; cytoplasm. Bases 39 to 3182 code for a protein of 1047 amino acids.